AUGGAGAAGGAGUGGAACUCUUUCAAGAAGUUUAGCGCUGUGGAGAUCCUCUCAGAAAGCCAGAUCGCAGCUCUUCCUCAAGACGCUGAGAUUGUGAACACGCGAUGGGUUCACACUGACAAGAACCAGAAGCCGCGCUUGAUGGCUGGUGCAAUGCGGCGACGCACUGGGAAGUCUGAAGCUCAGAUCAAGAAGGAGUACCCCUUCGAAGCCAAAUCCAGAAUGGUUGUCAUUGGCUGCCAGGAGAAGGACACUGGCAUCAGAUCUGACUCUCCCACUGCAUCACUCCUGGCCUUCAAUUUUGUGACUUGUUUGUCAGUUAUUUUUCAGUGGAUUUUGGAAGCGUAUGAUGCGAGCACAGCAUAUCUCCAAUCUCAAGGAAUAACACGUCUCCUGCUUCUCCGUCCUCCUCGACCACCACCUCCUGGAGUUCCCCCACAUGACUUGCUGCGUGCGAAAGGCAGCAUUUACGGCACGCGAGAUGCUGGCCGUAGCUGGUGGAAGAAACUUUUCAAAGCUCUCCAGCGACUUGGCUGGGUGAUGUCAAAAUUGGAAGCUGCACUGUUUUACCUUUUUGACUCUGAAGUUUUGGUCGGUGCGCUCGUAGCCCACGUGGAUGACCUUUAUUCCACUGGCACCGGAAAGAAGUAUGAAGAGUCCCUGAAAGUUUUGGAGAAAGAGAUUUAUUUGAAGAGGAAAGUUGGUGAUUUUCGUUUUUGUGGAAAGAAUGUGAAACAAAACCAAGAUGGAUCUGUUUCUUUGGACCAGAUCGACGCAAUUGAGAGUUUGGAAUAUAUGGUUUUGCAGAAGAACAGGCGCGUCAUGCCGAAUGCGCCGUUGAAUGAGGAUGAGAAGUCAGCCUUCAGAGGGCUGAUUGGUUCACUUGGAUGGAUUGCCCGUCAGACCAGACCUGACGUGCUUGUGAACGUUUCCCUGGCAUCCCAAACAAUGGGAAAUCCGACGAUCAAGGAUGUCGUGGAGCUUAACAAGGUUGUCAAGGUUCUAAAGGAGAGCUAUGACUUCAAGUGGAACUUUGUCCCAAGCUCCAACCUCACUCUGGAGAAUGCCGUGGUGUUUUGCAUGGCUGACAGCAGUUUCGCAAACACGACCAAGCUGCGAAGCCAAUGUGGCUAUGUGGUUGGUCUGACCACUGCUGAUUUCACCUCCGGCUAUGACACGCCGGUGAUGAUACUGGAGGCUUACAGCGGAAGCAUCAAGCGUGUUUGUCGCAGCACUUUGGCUGCAGAAACAAACGGGUUCCUCACCGCGACCGAGGCCGCCGACUAUGUGAGGAUGCUCUUGCUGGAAGUGAAGCAUCCAGGCGUUUCCAUGGUUGACUUGGAUAGGUUUUACCUGAAGGGCCUGCUGAUCGCGUUGACGGACGCGAAGUCCUUGGAAGCCACCUUGAACAAGGAUGCUGGCCAGCCUGCUGAUAAGCGAGUGAAAAUACUUGUCAGCCAGGUGAAAGAGUUUCUUGGCGGCGACAGCUAUGAAGAUGAUGGUUCAUUACGCUGCCAUUGGUGUGACACAUCGCAGAUGCUAGCCGACGUUUUGACGAAAGCUGGAUGUGAAAGAGAACCUCUUUUGGAUGCGAUGACCACUGGAAAAUGGCGCCUGAAACCAAGCGCCGAAGCCGAAGAAACCAAACAGAAGAUCCGAGAUGGAAGGAGACGCAGAAAAGCUGAAAAGCAAAACGCUGCUGCAGGCAUCUCGAACCUGGUAUGGUCCUUCACAACCCUGGCCUUCAGGGAGGCCGUCCUGCUCGAAGCAGUUGCCCUGAGGCACGCCAGCGGAUGCGUCCCGCCAUGGUGCUAG
Molecule: messenger RNA, 1815 nt
Organism: Cladocopium goreaui
Lineage: Eukaryota; Dinophyceae; Suessiales; Symbiodiniaceae
Source: the annotation of a GenBank genome assembly